AAAUGAUUAAUCAAUCACUAACUCUUGACUCGCAUGUUCUAGAUUUGGAAGGCAAACAGAUCCUAGGUGUUCUCGGUCAGGGAGCUUUUGGCAAAGUUUACAAAGCUAUCGACAAAUCAACUAAUCAGCACUGUGCUGUCAAAGUUAUUGACAAGACAUCUGUGCAUUCAGAAAACCCCAAAAGUAUUGAAAAAUUGAGAGCAGAGGCCGAGAUUUUGAGAGAACUCGAUCAUCCGAAUAUCGUGAAACUCCAUGACAUACAAGAAACCGAGGAUUAUAUUUAUAUCAUUAUGGAGUUGGUAGAUGGAGAAAAAUUAGAAACUAUUAUCAAGAGGCGUAUCCUCAAUGAUGAGAAGCUUACCAUGACUGAGUCAAGCUCCAUCAUUCGUAGUCUAUUGAAAGCAGUGGAAUAUAUCCAUGACAAAGGAAUUGUCCACCGAGAUAUUAAGCCUGAGAAUAUCAUGGUUGCCGACCCAGAUGACCUCUCUACUGUGAAGCUUAUUGACUUUGGGCUAAGUGCCAAGUACGACGAUACCUCUUUCUACAGCCAACUCAAUGAUAGGUGCGGAACUCUGGUAUUCAUGGCUCCAGAAGUUCUUUUAGCUAAAGAGUACACCAAGAGCGUAGAUAUGUGGUCAAUUGGAAUUCUAAUGUACAUGCUUAUUUCAGGAGGCAAGCAUCCCUUUUAUAAGAAAGGAAUGACCCUGUCUCAAUACUGUGAAGUUUUGAGGGAAAAACCUGAAGUUAAAUUCGACAGGCAGGCAUUUUCGAAACUUUCUCAAGAUCUGAUUAGCAAACUCCUACAGUUUAAAAAUAUCAAGAGAUAUGGAGUGUACCAGGCCAUUAAGCAUCCUUGGAUCACCAGAUGUAACGAGACAUAUAUCCCUGAAACUUUUGAUAAGCUCCUUCAAAAUAUCACGAUCAAGGAAAGAUUUGGACACAUUAUGAAAGUGCUGUAUUCUUGAUCUGUCAUAAAUAAUAUUCACCAGUCAAAGCCGGUCAAGAACAAAAAUUACAUCAGAUUAUUAAACAAAGUAACCAAGACAAUAGAUAUCUGGGAGAAGAGAGAACGUAGACCAGAUUUCGAAGACGAUGAAGAUUAUGUUGAGAGACAAGCAAGCCCUAAUAAAUUUGGAUCUGUCUCAGACCUCUCAGACUUAUCUGAGGAAGAGAAGAAGUCCUCUCAAAAUUCCGAAUCUGUCUAUUUCUCUGAAGAGAAUAGCUUUGAAAGAAGCAACAACAGUUCGGAAAAAGGAGGAUGUCUAAUACAACCAGUGAAGAUGCUCUGCUCUCGUACAAGUCAAGUGGAUGAGUCUAAUAGAUUCCCUACCGAUCAUACAGAUAUUCAUGGAUCUAAGAUAUCUGAGAAUACACAAGACUCUUCGAAGAGGCUCAAGACAAGCUAUAGAUUUUCUGAAAGAAAAGCCCUACUAAAUGAUUCAAAAUGAUUAGGCUCAGAAAAGAAGAUCAGAGGGUCCAAGAAGAUUAUAUUGAAAUCCCCUCAGAAGAAGUCAAGGAUUAGGCUACAAUUCCAGAAAGAAAAAUCUAAAUCAAAUGGGAUUGGAUUAAAAGAGGCUCUGAAAUACUCAGUUGCUAACAAUACUUUCGUAUCUGACAAAAUGGUCCCAUUCAUGAAGAAGACUAAAAGUCAUAAGUCGAAGAAUACAGAGGCCAAAGAAGGCACAGGGAGCCUCAUUUCUGAAGAUGUCUACCUGAGCCCUAAAAGAUUGAAGAGGAGAAGAAUGCUCUCUGAAAACAACAUGAGUAGUAACUCUAAAAUGAAAAAUGUGACAAAUAGAAAGAUUCAGUUUAAAACAAAAAGAGGGAAGAAUAAGCUUAGUUUUAAGCGAGAUUCAGCAGGCCAAUCCAAUUUGGAGAUCUCAGGGAGACAGAAUAUAACAACAUGCGAAGAAUACAAUGCUUCCAGACUUGACAACCUCUGUAAUUUGAGGAGUACAUUACAGUUUUGUGAAGUAAGAGAGAAGAAUCAGCCUCUUCAUCUCCCUCAAAUCAUCCAAUCUAUGGCUAAAGCAAAAGCUUCCGUAAAUGCAGAAUAUCAAAAUACGGAAAAAGGCGAUAUUAAUUCUUCAAAGGAUGAUGAGAGGUCUUUGUCUUCAUUAUCCGGCUCAAAGGGCUUCAGAGGCAUAAAUCUCAGCAGUAGGAAGUCAAUACUAGAAACGAAUAACAAAUACAUCAGGAAGGUGAAUCGGAAGCAAAGAUGAAGCUUUGUGAGACUUGACAAUGCAAGGAAAACUCCUGAUAACUCUGUAUAUUAUAAAAACCCUCGUGCUAGGAAUUCUCACAUCAUCAAGAUCGCUUCUGAGACCCAGAAGGAGCUAAAUGAUGUAUCUGGCUUCCAAGACGACCAGAGUCACCACUCUCGCUCUGCUAUGAAAGACACUAGGAGAUCAAUUUUCAUCCAAAGUCGGAAGACAGCCAUUCGGAAGAAAACUCUAGCAAUGAAGAAUGUUAUCCAUAGUGCUGAGAAGAGGCGGGGGAAGAAUAUCUUCAUUAAGGCUAACCAUGCCUGGGUUUAAACAGCCAUUAAAAAUUCAACAUAACACAAAA
This is a messenger RNA of Moneuplotes crassus, 2568 nucleotides long. Lineage: Eukaryota; Ciliophora; Spirotrichea; Euplotida; Euplotidae. The record is from the annotation of a GenBank genome assembly.